Messenger RNA from Colletotrichum scovillei, 2896 nucleotides. RefSeq lists its product as uncharacterized. NCBI's taxonomy places the organism in Eukaryota, Fungi, Ascomycota, Sordariomycetes, Glomerellales, Glomerellaceae. The record is from RefSeq and is a predicted model, not a curated record. The transcript is spliced from 2 exons. Bases 1 to 1713 code for a protein of 570 amino acids.
AUGGCGCCAUCACCAACCCCGCCAACAGCAACUCCAACAACCCUCAUCACGACAGUUGCAAACCUCAUCCCCCGAACCGCAACAACCGUCUCCGUCUACAUCACUCAGAUUCCCUCGGCCUCCGCAGCACCAGACACACCAAAGCUCAAGGACCCAGUCUACGGCAACCUCACCUGGACCUUCAUCGUCGUCCCCUGCGUUCCCGUUAUCGUUCUCAUCUUCUUCAUCUUCACCUGCUACCAGGAGCGCCGCCGCGCCAUAAAAAACAUGAAGAAGAACCCCGACAUCGAGAUGCAGACUUUCCACAAGUUCUGGUUUCCCUGGCGCGAGCUCGAUAAGAACGAGGUCCCCAACGAGGUAAGUCAAAGCAGAACCAACCCGUCCUCUUCUCAAAUCACAUCCCUCGCCCCCGGUGCCCGAGAUAGUGGUGUUGUUGAUCCUGGCGAUGCUGCUGCUGCUGCUGCUUCAACUUCAGCUCCAGCUCCCAGCGGCAGCACAUCCCCAGGCAUCCUCAUCCUCGAAGAACACCCCCGUCGCAAGAAGCGUCGAUGGACAGCGUGGCACCCAAGUGACGGAACCCAGAUUCCCCCCAUAACCCUUUACGAGAAUCCCCCCUCCUGGGGCCGACGACACCUCUGGUCCGAGGUCAUGGCGUACCCAUCCCUCCUGAAUCCAGGCCUCAUCCGUCGUCGAAACAAAACCCCCACAAACACCAAGCCCGAUCCCGCCGACGAUACCUCCUCCUCUUCCUCCUACUCCUCCCCUCCGAGCCCGAACGCCUCUCCCCCGAGACUUACCUCCCCUCGAACCGCUCCCCCGAGAAUCUCACCUCCUCGAACCCGCGGCGGUCUACCUGUGAUCACCGAAACGGAAUCCGACGAUGGCGACAUCGCCACCGCUCGAAGACGCCCCCGAUUCGCAGAGCCCACAACUCGAAUCAUCGAACCCGAACGCGAAUCCGGUCCAGAACGAGAUACUAACCCUUACCCUUCCCAGAUCUACGGAAGAACAGGCCGCCGUCGCCACUGGGGCCACGAAGAUGACCAUCCCCGUGAGGGCCAGAGCUCCAGCUCCAGCGAGAACCAGACAGACACGUCAGACGAAGGAGACACCAAUAACGGUUCUGACAACGAUGGAGGAAACCACUCGGACGCAGACUCCAUCACCACACAGAAGCCCCUCCGUCCCCCAACCGACAUCCCCUCCUUCGGCCGCUUCAAGAACAUCUCUUCCUCAACUACCACUGGUACUCCAAAGAGCACCACCACCGCCGCCGCAAGCAGCAGCGGCAAAGGCACUUGGGCAGCAGGCCAUAUCCCCUCCUACUACGGCGCCUCUCCAUCCCCAGCGCACACUCACGUCCACCAGCAGCAGCCAUCUUCAAGCGCAUCCACCUCGGCAACCCCAACAGCAGCAGCAGCCGCCGGCGCCGCAGCCCUAUCCCGCCGAGCCCACGCCGCAGCGUCUCGAGCCUCAGCCGCAAACUCAGACGGCGUCUCCCCUCUCUCCAGCGCGCGAUCCUCCACCGUAACCGUCACCGGCGACUCCCGCCGCCGAACAGCAAACACCGUCUCCAGCAUCGGAUCCGAGCCGGGCUCUCCAACCCGCUUCGGCACUGUCGAGUGGCGUUCCGCUCUCGUCUUUGACUCUGACGAGGAAGAAGGCCAGGGCAGCAGCAACAACAAGACGGGAAAGAAGAAUGCCAAGCCCUAGAACAGCGAGGCCUCUUCUUCUUCCGCUGCUGCUGCUGCUGCUGCUGCUGCUGCUGAUACCGCGCUUCCCGUUGUAGUCGACGAGACCGUGACCAAGGCCAAGUCAAAGUCCAAAGGCAAAGGCAAAGCCAAGGAAUAUACCAAGCCCCAAGACAAAGGCAAAGGCAAGGCGGAAACCCAACCCAGAUCCCCCGGAGCCAAGACCGACAACAUCACCGCCAAGGCCAAACCUAGAUGCACCUGUAAAGGCAAAGGCAAAGGCAACGCCGUAGCCGCAAGUGGCGGUGCUGAAUCAUCCACCUCCGCGUCCGCGUCCGCGUCCGCAUCCUCGUCAUCCUCAUCCUGCCCACGGCACUCUCACCAAAGCCACAACUCCGCCGUGGUCGAGGCAUCCCAGUCCACCCCCGCGGCACCGGACACCCGAGACCCGGCGCGCAAGAACAAGAACAAGGCUCAUCGCAGAUCGAUUACAGAGUGGCCCCGCGUCUGCUCCGGCUGCGGCCAGGUGGGAUAAAGAAGAAGAAGGAAGUAGACUCCCCGCGACGCCAAUUCCCCCUGUCUCAUCGAUUCCGUCUGGCUGUCAAGUGAACGAGAGCGAAACGGUACAGUUACAACGAUCCAUCUGAUACUUUUUCGGAGGACGUGGGGGAGGGAGAGACGGAUGGAAAGGGAAAAGGGACGGCAGUAGAGUGGGCGGCCGAGGUGUUCGCAAAAGGGGAUGGAGAAGAAAACCAACCCACGAUGAACGGCGAUGCCCAUCCACGACGAACACACUUCCCCUCCCGAAUCCAAGAUCCAUCCCACCGACACCACCAUUCCCAUCUCAUCUGAAGAAAAUCCCACCGCUAUCGUUGGUACACCAAAAGCCCCGUACUCGCUUGGCGCCCCGCGGACCCGAAUACCAUGCCAAAGAUGGAAGUCCAUCCUUUUCAGUUCGCCAUGGAGGGGGGAUCGACAAGUGGGAAGGACGGACGGCUCAGUUCAAAACUCUCUUGAACCUUUUCCUCCGCACUUUCUGCACCUUUUUUGCUUCUUCAGCCACAACUCAGGACAAGGUGAUAUCCCCGUCCCUUCCCCCCAUCCAUCACCUAUUUUCCUCUCUCUCCCCUUCGCUCUCUCUCUUGCACACAACUCUUCUAACACGUUUGAGCCAUCGCUCUAGUUCCCUCUCGUUCGCUUACUAC